AAGCAGCAGGAUGCCGCGGGGAGCACACGGACUCACGGCGACCCUCUUCCCGUCUCUCGCCGCCGUGCCUCGGUCGCGGCCACUCUAAUGGGCGUUUUCAAACACCUUUUCCCGUCCUCCGAGCUUGGAUAUUUUCGAAAGACGCGAAAUGAAGCGAAUGAAUGUGAGCAACAAGAAGUAUCCUGUUGUCUGUCUCCAGCAUCACUAGUAGACUCAGUGGAUGCGGCGCCUCUGUGAUGUUAUUUUUUUACACUAGUUGUCUGCUUUAAGGAUUUGGUGUAGGGCUGAGUAGUGGACUACCCAACUUUCCCCCCGCUUUUUGUUGUCUUUUUCGAGGUUUUCCGUCUGUGAAACAAAGCUUUCAAGAUCUAGACCCAACUCCGGAAAACCAGCGACUUGACAUCUGCUCCCGGCGGAAUAACCUUACUUAGCGGUUAUUCGCCUUUACAAGCAUCUUCUCCGGGCCGCGCUGGAAGUCGCCUCCUAUGUGGCCGUCGGGAGUGGGGAACAGGCAGCCCUGCCCACGGGAGUCGGCGCUGCGCAGGGCGGCCGUCAGCGGAAACAUCAGUGCGCUGCCACCGCACCACGUUCCCAGCGGCCGCAGCGUCCGAGUCUUCAUCUGCGCCAAUCCCGACGACACAGAAGCUGAGAGGAACGCACUGAAAGAGCACGUCUACCCCAAACUGAGAGACUUCUGCAGGGAGAACUAUGGGAUUGAAUUCCAGGUGGUGGACCUGUACUGGGGAGUGGAUCCUGAGGAGUGGGACAGUCCAGAGCUGCACAGACUCCGGAUGAAACUUCUGGAGGAGUGUCUGAAGACAUCAGCUGGACCAUGCUUCGUUGCUCUGGUGGGAGAGAAAUACGGCAGCAUCCGAGUGCCAGGGGAGGUGGAAUCAGCAGAGUUUGAGAUGAUCCUCGAUGCUGCCGUGGAGGCGGGCCUGGACACACACAUCUUGGAGGAGUGGUACUGCAGGGAUGAAAACUCUGUGCCACCCGCUUACUACCUCAAACCCAAAGCCCAAAUGCUCAAGAACUACCAGAACUCCAUGGAGUCAAGCAGCGCAGCAAAAACCAAGAAUGACAAGGCCUGGAGGAACGUGUCGGAGGAGAUCAAGAGGACCUUCCGAACAGCCGUGCUGCACCUCCAGGAGAAGGGGACCAUGAAGAACACAGAGGCCAACAAAUUCCUUUGCUCUGCUUUGGAAGACGAGUUAGACUUCGCCCUCGGGAAACAAACCCCCGCCUUUCUCAGGAAAUGUGUUUGCUACAUUCGCAAGAUCUCUAACUUUGACCGCUUCGCCAAGCUCCCCGAGAUGGCCCGCUACAUGGACAUCGUGGAGAGCGGCGACCGCGUCAUGCGCAACCAGGAAGCCUACGAGCGGCUGCUGAAGGUACGGGACGAGUUCAUCCCCACCAUCGUGGCUGCCUCCAACCUGCGCGUCUACUCCUCAGUCACCCACUGUGACAUGAAGCUUGGCUACUCGCAGGAAGUGGAGAGCCACUACGUGGAAGGUCUCUGUAAGCAGUUCUACGAGGACAUGGUGGAUAUCAUCCAAGCGACGGUUCAGCAGAACUUCGACACAGAGACCGACCCGCUGUACGAUGAGGUCCUACAGCACCUGUCCCUCUGUAAGAACUACGCCGCCCUCUAUAAGUACAAGUCAGAGACUCUGGACUUCGUGCAGGAGUACCUCAUGCCAUCUAAGGGGAGUAGGAUGAGCCCUCUAGUGGUCUACGGAGGACCUUGCACAGGAAAGACCUUGCUGCUCUCUGAGGCGGCCAAACAGGCCUAUGCUUGGCUUCAGAAAGAGUUGGGACCUGAAACUGAUCCAGUGGUCAUCGUAAGGUUCAUUGGCUCCAGCCAACCCUCCACAGACCUACGAACUCUACUCCAGAGCAUCUGUGAACAGAUUGCAAUAAACUACCGCUGCCUGAUUCACUUUUUGCCUAAUAAGAUUCAAGAGAUGAAGGAACUCCUAAUAAACCUUCUUGGAGAAUCUUCAUUCCAUAGGCCUUUGGUCAUCGUCCUGGAUGCCUUAGAGCAGCUCUCUGAUGCAGACGACGCUCGCAAGCUGUGGUGGCUUCCCAUACAUCUUCCUCGCACAGUCCGCAUUGUUGUAUCAACGCUGCCUAAUAAGCAUGGCAUCUUGCAGAAGCUCCGCCACCUCAUCCACGAUGAGAGCUAUUAUGUGGAACUAAUCCAGAGAGAUCGAAAAAUUUGCAGCCAAAUGUUAAAGCAGCAGUUGCUUGGGGUGAAGAGAAAGGUAACCUCAGGCCAGCAGAUUUAUGUCAAUGAGGCACUUGCCAAGUGUACAUUGCCAAUGUUUGUGAAUCUCAUCUAUAGAGAGGUAGUCCACUGGAGGUCUCACAAAGAUGUGGAUGAUAAAUCGCUCUGCUCUACUGUGCAUGAGAGCAUAGAGCAUCUUUUCUACUCUGUAGAGAACAAGCUGGGCCAGCGAUUUGUCUUCAGAGCAUUAGGAUAUAUCACCAUGGCCAAGGCUGGGCUUACAGAGGUUGAGCUGGAAGACAUCCUGUCUCUUGACAACAUAGUUCUAGGUGAUGUAAUUGUUGCAAGUUACCUCAAAAACCCUCUGAGGAUCUCCUAUGACUUAGUUGCUAAACUCAGGGAGGAGUUAGAAGGCUAUCUGGUUGAGCGACAAGUGCGAAAUGUCACAUUGAUGGUCUGGGCCAACCGGCACUUGCAUCUUAUCGCCCAGAAGUUGUAUCUCAGCAAUGAAGAAGAUGUGCAUCAAAUGCACAGCCUCUUGGCUGAGUACUUCCUAGGAGCAUGGUCUGGAGGCAGGAAGAAAAUCUUUACUUAUGAUAACAACCAUUUCACUUCCCUGAACAUUUCUCAUCACAAAAACCCUCAUCAUCAACAGUCCCAUGAAAAAACGUCAUCUGACAAAUACUCUUAUGACAGACAGACGCCUGAACAGCCUUGGGUGUUCCAAUGCAACCUCUUAGAGCCUGACAUUUUCUUUGUCAAUCACAGAAAGAUGGCAGAGCUGGUGUAUCACCUCACCAGGAGUGGCCGCACGGAUGACCUCAUGUUUGGAGUCAUCAUGAACUUCAGUUGGCUCUAUACAAUGAUUAAGAUUAGUCAGUUUGACAAGGCUUUAAUGGACAUUGACCUAGCUUACAGCUGCAGCCAAGAAAAAGAGCUGAAGUUUCUGGCCACCACUCUCCGUUGCAUUAAGGUAAAAGUACUUAAAAACCCCGCAUCACUGUCUGCAGAACUGCAGCAAAGGCUGUUGCCAGUAGUCACUUCCCUACCUAAGCUUAGACACCUCCUUCUAGAGUGUGACAAAGAUGGGCCAAAAUACUGCUCUAUAGUGCCUCUCCACUCCUCUAUGGAUGUCACCUACAGUCCAGAAAGGCUUCCUCUUUGCUCCAGCUACAUGCAGAUUGUGGAGAUCUUGCCCACUCUAGCCCCAAACAUAGUCUUAGUAGCAUUAGAAGAUGGAUCUAUCAGUACAUGGGAUGUAGAGAGCAGGCAGCUCCUACGACAGAUUGAUACAGCUAGGUCUGUUGUGCUGGGGAUCAGGCUAACCACUGAUGAGAAAUAUCUGGUUGUUGCUACAACCAAAAAUACCCUGCUCAUUUAUGAUAAUCACAAGUCCUGCCUUUUAUCAGAGGUAGAAAUAAAGGGGUCAAAGCACAGUGGUGUUGCUGGUGGAGUUGCUUUCAUCAAUGGUUUUACUCUCUCUACCCAUCAUGCUUUGGCCUGGCUUGAGGCUAGUAAAGAUGUCAGCAUUAUUGAUCUUGUCUAUGGUUGGCCUCUCUACCAGUUUCAUUGCUGGUAUGAGGUGACAUGUGUCCAGUGUUCACCAGAUGGACUGUACGCCUUCUGUGGCCAGUACCUCAACACAACAUCCAUCUUUCAUCUAGGAAAUGGAGAGAAGUUGGCCACUGUGACAUCUGAGUUUUCUGGGGGAUUUGUCAAGUCCAUUCUUGUUCUAGAUACCCUCAGCCAAAUGGUAAUGAUUGACAAUGAAGGUAGUUUGUCUGUGUGGAACACCAAAGAGAUUACCAACCCGAAGCUGAUGGAAGACUAUGAUUGCAGGGGGGAUGAGAGUGAAGUAGUGGGUAUUGAGUUAUCAGAGGACCAACGCUCCAUUCUCAUUUGCAAGGUGUGGAGCAUAGAGGUUCUUGACACAAAAGUAUGGAAAAUGGUAGAGAAAUUCAAAGCCAAGCGUAGUGAGCGCUUUGUUGCUGCCGUUCUCUCCAAAAAUGGUCAGAGCAUUGUGGCUUCCAUGGAGAACACCUCUUCCAUAUUCGUUUGGAGAAGAGACAGUGGGCAAUGCAUGGCUAGCCUGAUUGAGGUCUCAGGGGCUAUUGUUAAACUCAUCAAAUCGGCCCACCACAACCUACUCCUUUCUGUUGCCAGCAGUGGAGUUCUGUCUGUUUGGGACAUUGACAUAAUCACCGCCAUGUCUAACAUUGACAAAACUGGCAAAAAGAUCCAGACCUUACAACUUUCUAGUCGAGAGGACUAUGUGUUUACCAUGGAUGGCUCAGAAGCCGUACACAAGUGGAACUUCAGCACUGGCUUCAUCGAGACAGUCUUCAAACAUGAGGGCAUAGUGGAGAACUGUGUCCUUACCUCCUCAGGGGAUCUAAUGGUAUCUUCAGAUGACAAGUCUAGUCAGUACAUCUGGCAAACCAACACUGGAGAAAACAUUUUCCGCAUAAGUGGACAAAGAAUAUCCCAGCUGCUAAUAACCCACAAUGACCAGUUUGUGGUGUCUCUCUGUGAGCAGAAUGCCUCCAGAGUCUGGAGGCUUGCUACUGGGCACAAAGUCUGCAACAUUUUAGUCACGCUCCAGAAUGCACUGAUCACCACAGCAAACACUUUCCUAGUGGGAACAUCCAAGAAUAAACUUCUUGCUGUCAGCCUGUGGUCAGGAAGUGUGUCCAAAAAAUUUGUCUGUGAUGAUGGCAUCACCAUUGUCAACUUCAAGCUCAUUCCUGACUGCCCUGACUGUGCAGUCUUCAUCACUUCCACUGAGACUGUCUUCAUCUGGAGUGUAGCAGAUGAGUCAGUAUGCAGACGAGUCCAGCUGCCAACCAACUUUCUCAAAAAUCUGGAGGACUUCCAAAUCUCACCAAAUGGGAAGUUAGGGAUAGUCUCCAAAGGGGAUGAGAACAUCAACGUUCUGGAUCUUCACAGUGGGAAACUGAGGCUUGUCCAUGCAGCAGGUAUAAUCUGGCGUCAAAAAUUAUCAAGAGAUGGACGCUACCUUGUAUAUGUUUGCUUCAGAAACUGUGAUGAGGAUGAUGAUGCAGGUGUAGUAUCCAGUCUCAUUGUGAUGCGUCUUGCAGAUGGCAAGAGCAUUGGCACAUGUUCGUUAUACAAGACCCCCACCUUCCUGUCUCUUUCCCAGAGAGCGCUAAACAUCAUCAUAGGCUUUGAGGACGGCAGCAUUGGCACAUACACGGUCGUAGAUCGUGUUGAUGCUACUCUCAAGAUAAAGAUAGCCACCUCCAACAGCCGACAGAUUGUCAACAAUGCCUCGCAAAAGGUACGCCCUAAAUGUGGCAACCAUUCCUUUAAAACUGUUGCUGACUGCACCUGGAGGGAAUCAACAGAAGUCUUCUCAAGAGACAGCCCUAUUAAUGUGUCAGACUCCGGAGAGGGUGAGUCGACCACGCCUACAAAAAAGACUGAGGUAGUGCCAUGAAAUAUGGAGGAAAAGUGGAGUUAUGAGAAGAGGAAAUUUAGAAUCUCUGGGUUUGCAGUUGAUUCUUGUUUACAGCCACGUGAUUCAGCUGCAGAUGUCUGUCCUGUGGGGGUGGGGGGUUAAUGGGCCGACGAUUUUAACGCUGCACUCUAAUGAUGUAUUACUUACUUCCAACUUUAUGUUAGAUUUACACAUAAAGACUGUUAGACAAAAAAGUGUUACUGAAAAAAUGAAUCGGUCAAUUAUGUACCUUCUUAGUUUGCCAUUGUGUCCUUUUGCAUUUGAAGAACAAAAUGAUCGAAAUGUCUUAGUCCAACAUUUUCAAAGCCAAUCCAGUGGUCUUAGCCACUUUCAUUAUGUUAUUUACAUUGUACAUGUGAAGCCAUAAUGUUGUUCUUCAGAAUAUAUUCAUGUUUGUAUCAACAUCAGGUGGUACUGUACAAAGAGAAAGAACCACAAACAUACAUGUACAGUACUUAUCUCAUUUUGGCUGCUGCAGUUUGUGCAACUCCUUAAAGAUGUUAAGUUGUGCUUAAUGCAAUCAAAGUGAGUGCCUGAAAUGUAAAAUGUUCUUCAUGUGCAGAUUACAAAAAUCAUGAAAGUGCAGGGACUUUGUAAACACAGUAUACGCACCAUUGAUACUGAAAUCCAGUCAACAUCUGGAGAGAUCCAUGGCAUUGCUCUAAAUAAUUUCUCUGAACAGUUUACGUAGAUUAGAUGUGACUUUAUCUGUAGACCCAUCAGUUUGUGUGCGGGUUGUUUUAAGGGAAACAACACUAUUGAGCAUACAGUGUAGCAUAGCACCAUACACAUCGACGCCUUAACCUGUGUACUUGCUUUAGGUUCUGUGGAGUUCAAAUGUUCCUGUAUAAAUAAGGACAGAGUGGGUAAUUAGUAGUUUUGUCACUCAAUGGAAGCACUUUAUGGGUGGUUUGUGAGAAAUCAGUAGAAUUUUUAGAUGAAAUAUUUAGAUUGUUGAAAAUAUUUAGAUUUGUCUUAAGUAAAAUAAAUAUUUGGUCUGCUGACAAAAACACACAAGCUAUUUUAUAAAAUGCUAAGCUUUCCCAAAAUUUAACUGAUUUGAACAGUGAAAAAAAAGUUGUCAUCAGAGCAGUACGAAGCCAUUUGGAAAUAAUUGGGACUAAACAAGGAUAAAACAAGGGACAUGAUGUCUACGAAAGAAUUUCAAAGAUUUUGGUUGUUAUCUUUGGUAAAACAUGAAUGCAAAUGUGAGGGGAGAAAAUGUAGCCAUAGCAAAAAUUAUCUUGGAAACAUCUGAGCACAGAUUCAAAGCAGAUGUUUUUUUUUUUUGUUUUUUUUUUUUUUUUUGGGUUGGGUGGUUGGUUUUGCAUUUAUUUUAAAACCUUUUUAAUGUUUGUUUUACAGUUUUGCCAAAGAUGCAACAGCCUUUGAAGUUUUCAUGGUCAGUGCCAGUGUCCAAAUGUUCAUACCAAUAUGCUAUGUAUUUGUCUUUAAGAAUGAUAAAUGAGAUUGUCAUAAUAGUGUCCAACACAUUAGUACAAAACCAGUGAAAGUCUUAAUGCACACUAUACAUGAAAGCACUGGACACUUUGAUUUUUAUUUUUAUAACUUAUGCAAAGUAGUCAAGCUUGCAAAAAAACUACUUUGAGUUAGUUAGCUAAGUACUGUGAUAUACUUGCUCUUUAACCUCGCGUUGGCACAGGCAGUCGGCUGCGUUCACAUACUUACUGCCACACUGCACUGCACUGCAUGUAGUACUGGAGUGUACCACUAGGGGGCACAUUAGACUACUCAGACCAGACAGAGAGCCGGGUUUGUGGGUGCAACCAAAACAAACAUGGUGGCAAUAGAAGAGAUCAGUAACUGGUUUAUUUUAAGUUCACGACAGAAAAAAAACACAGCUGUGGCACCGUAGGUGGUACAAAAUACCUCUAAAUCAGAGGAGUCGCCAUGGCGAGUGUGUCUUGCUUGUUUUGUCAACUCCACCUACUGGUUACACGUAUAUUGCAGACUUCAGAUGUGUCGCAUUCAUUACAGAGGACGCGCACAAACAACGCAUCAAAUCAACGAAAGUAAUGCUUGGCAGCCAUUUUAAACAUGCGUUAGCAUCGUUAAAUAAAGUACAUUUCACAGCCCUAAGAGGUUUUGCCCUUUUUUGCUAUGUUUGUAUUAUUUAGGCUUUACGAAUUAGAGCGAUGUUCCAUGUGUUAAACAAAUAUGGUAUAACAGAUUAUAGCUGAAUGUUAUAGCUUAGCUUAGCCAUGAUAUAGAGAAGCUUAGCUUAGCUCAGUCCUGUUGGGUUUAAACUUAGCUAAUCUGAGUGUGGCCCAGUCAGUGUUUAUUUGGUGCCACCUAGCUUGGCGUGGUCCAGAUAGGAUUUGCUGUAUUAGUUUAGCCUUGAUUGUUUUUAUCUAGAUGUAGCUUAGCUUAGAUUCUCCAUUUUAAUUUUACCUUCCAUGUUUUAUUUAAGCUUGGUCUUUUUUGUUUUAUUUUUCUGUUCACCCCUUAAAUUUCCAGGUUUAAUGAACGUAGUGGGGUUUUGUCCCAUGGGCAGGGACACUGGAAUGCUAAUUAGCUUAGCCUCAACUAGGUUGGAUUAAUUUUGUAUUACUUCAUUUAGCCAUGCUCUGUUUGGCAUAGCUUAGCUUAAUCUAUUUUAUCCUAAGAGUUUUGAUGGUUUCUUAACUCUCCCACUGUCUUUAUGGGUGAUCCCGCGAGGAGAGUUGACCAUUGAGCAGGACUGAUGGUUUAUCCCUUGAGGUCCACGUGGCAGGGGUGAGGUGGUGCUAAACCAUCAACCCUGCUCAAUGGUCAACUUUCCUCAUGGGGUCACUCCCAUUGGGACAGUGGGAGGGUUAAGGGUAACUUGACUUUUGUGUAUUUAAAGAAAUGUAGCUUUUUGUCCAAAGAAUAUUUUAUUUAAAUAGACAAGUAGAGAGUUUCAAGCUUUUAAAUUAUAGCUUUGAUUGGGCUUGUCCUGUAUGACUGAGAAUUUGUACCAAACUAAAUUUUGCUGGGCUCUGCCCUAUUUUGUUUAGUUAGGCUAAGGAUAUCUUAGUUUGACUUAAUUUUGCUUUAUUUAGCUUAACUUAUUUUGGCUUAGCAUAAUUUAGCUUGAAAUAAAAGUAACGAAACAAACAUAAGGUAAAAGCACACAUAGUAGGGAUUUAGUGAAUAGUAUGGACUUUUGGACACAAGGUGUAACUGAAGACAUCGUAUACGUUGAAAAUAAAGAUCUGCUGACAAUCUAAGCAUUAUCGUCAUUUUGAGGUUGUACCGUGCAGAUGCAGUGGAGGCUUUCUAUACAGCAAAGUACCUAUUUGUUCAGCAGUUUUAAUUUGAGAUCUUCUGAAAAGCAUGAAAUGGAAGUUAAAAAAACACUUUUCCUCUGACAUUUACUUUUUAAGGGCUAUUACAUCAUAUUCGAAGUUUACUACUUUUAAACAGUUUCGACAACAGCCCUUUGAAAAUAUCAAACCUGGUAGCAGCACCAAGCUUUAAAGCUUCCCACCGACUCAAGAGUUUCUAAAUUUAAAGAAAUCUAUAUAAAUAACAUAUUCUAUUAUGUAAUUGCCAAAGUUCAAAAUAUAGUUCAACUUGUUGACCGUCUCAUUUGUUUUUUAGGGCUUGUACUGUAAUUAUCUUGUUACCAAAUUGUUGAAGUGUUGGACCGUGGUUAUGUUUAUGAUAGAGAAAAUGUGCUAUCUUUGCUAAAAAGUAAAAAAAAAAGAGAUUCUCUUAUGAAAAUAUAUUGGAAUGCCAGUUCAAGAGUAUAUUUGAAUGUGUCCAUAUGGAAGCCAGUAAAUGGUAUUAUUGUAUGUUAUGUAACUUGAAUGACUUUUAACAACUUACAUGUUUGCAACUUCUAGUUGACAUACUGGUAAUGAAUGUUUCUAUGGUAUUCUUUCUAUCGUCAGGACUGACUUACCUGUUUAGAGAUUUAUAUUUUCAUAAAUGUUGUACUUACAUUUUGUUACAGAGUUGUUUAACUGGAAAUUAAACAGAAAAGAAACUUAUGUCUGAAGCAAUAUGAACCUAGUGUGUAUGCAUUGUUUGUAUGAAACAAUUUAAUGUAAUAAAAUGGGUCACUUUUUGCCUCCA
Molecule: messenger RNA, 9767 nt
Organism: Nothobranchius furzeri (turquoise killifish)
Lineage: Eukaryota; Metazoa; Chordata; Actinopteri; Cyprinodontiformes; Nothobranchiidae
Product: NACHT and WD repeat domain-containing protein 2
Molecular function (GO): protein binding
Source: RefSeq, a predicted model, not a curated record